AUGUUCAAAAUUGAAUCAAGUGGUUGGUAAAAACAAGGAAUUCAUUUCAUAAUUAGUUGAUAUACAAGUUCAAAAACAGCAGAUAGUGUGUAUAGUAAAGUUAGUCAGAACAGAAGAAUCCAUUCAUUCAUUCAUAAAUUGGUCUGGGAAAAAGUAAUACUGUACAUUUUGAAAAAAAAAAGACGAAUUUGACAGCUUCGAGAGUUUGUUGAAAAUCAUAUAAUAUAAGAAUAAAGUCAGGGUCUAUCCAUGGAAAGAUACGAGAAUAACUACUUGGACGAGGAAGACUUAUCUUCCCAUCUUCAGCAACAACCACAGCAACCACAACCUCCUAUAGUUGAAGAAGCGGAAUUAUUAGCUGCUCAAGCUGCUGCAGAAGCAGCUGCUGCACAACAACAAAGACAACCAGGUGGAGCGUUUAAUAAUGUGGGACAAGGAUUAACAGGGAAACAUAGAGAUAUGAUGAUGCAAUAUUGGCAAGAAACCAUUAAUUCGAUUGAACAUGAUGAUCAUGAUUUUAAAAAUCAUCAAUUACCCUUGGCUAGAAUUAAAAAAGUUAUGAAAACUGAUGAAGAUGUAAGGAUGAUUAGUGCUGAAGCACCAAUAUUAUUUGCUAAGGGGUGUGAUGUAUUCAUUACUGAAUUAACCAUGAGAGCUUGGAUUCAUGCUGAAGAAAAUAAACGAAGAACUUUACAAAAAUCAGAUAUUGCAGCUGCUUUAACUAAAAGUGAUAUGUUUGAUUUUUUAAUUGAUGUGGUUCCAAGAGAAGAAGAAAAGCCAAAAAAGGCAGCUUAUACUCUGUCUAGAACCAAUAGUUAUGUCAAUAAUAAUAGUAAUAAUCAUCAUAAUGGAUCGAUUAAUGAAGAUUCAAAUGAUAUAAUUAAUGGAAAUGGAGUUAUUCCUGAAGAUUCAAAAGGUGAAGAAAAUAAUGAAUCUCAUCCAGUUUUAAAACAAGAAAAUGAUGAUGCCUUACAUCAACGAUUAUUCCAAGAACAGUUAUUACAACAACAACUCUUACAACAACAACAACAACAACAACAAGCCCAAUCUCAAUCACAAGUGCAACCGCAACCGCAACCACAAUCUCAACCCCCAUCUCAACCUCCUUCUAUAGAACAAUCAAAUUCAUCUCAUAUUCAAUCAUCUACAAAUGGAAACAUACAGAAUGGCAAUAGAGAUGAGAAUUUUCAAAACUUUCAAGAAUUUAACUCAACAGCUUAUACAGCAGAGUAUUAAUAGAUCUAAAAAAACCCCGAUUAUUUAACUUUUCCCACUUCCUUCUUCUUUUGUAUUAUUCUUAACUAAUAUUUUGUUGUUUUGUAUAGGUUUGUCUUUCCCAUGUUAUG
Scheffersomyces coipomensis is the source of this 1346-nucleotide messenger RNA. RefSeq names its product Hap5p (gene HAP5). Gene Ontology annotation, biological process: regulation of transcription by RNA polymerase II. Gene Ontology annotation, molecular function: RNA polymerase II cis-regulatory region sequence-specific DNA binding; DNA-binding transcription activator activity, RNA polymerase II-specific; protein heterodimerization activity. Gene Ontology annotation, cellular component: CCAAT-binding factor complex; nucleus. Lineage: Eukaryota; Fungi; Ascomycota; Pichiomycetes; Serinales; Debaryomycetaceae. The record is from RefSeq and is a predicted model, not a curated record. The coding region runs from base 250 to 1236 and encodes 328 amino acids. The transcript has a single exon.